Molecule: messenger RNA, 780 nt
Organism: Aspergillus oryzae RIB40
Lineage: Eukaryota; Fungi; Ascomycota; Eurotiomycetes; Eurotiales; Aspergillaceae
Product: SDR family oxidoreductase
Exons: 3
Coding region: 1-780 (259 amino acids)
Molecular function (GO): oxidoreductase activity, acting on the CH-OH group of donors, NAD or NADP as acceptor
Source: RefSeq, a predicted model, not a curated record
AUGUCUUCAUAUGCCAUCACCGGAGCCUCCAAGGGCAUUGGUCUCGAGUUCGUGCGCCAACUCGCUGCCGAUACGACCAACACGGUCCUGGCUAUAGUACGAGACCCCGAAUCACCCGGUAUAUCUAAGCUCGCCUCCAAUCACCUUAAUUUGCACGUUAUCAAAGGCGAUGUUACCGACCCAAAGUCCAUUCUCGAGGCAGCCUCAGCGGCAGCCGCCGUGACAGGCGGGAAGCUAGACGUGCUUAUCCACAACUCCAACGCCGUUGAUAUGGCCACCGCGUCCUUCAACCCGACCCAGAUUCCAUUUGAUGCUCAAGCCGUUCGCGCAAUGUUUGACCUGCCGUUAAGUACCGGUGUCUAUGGCGGGCUAUGGACGACAAACGCCUUUUUGCCCCUGAUCGAGAAAGGCAGCCAGAAGAAGAUUGUGCACAUAUCCAGCGCCAUGGCGGAUUUGGAUUUUAUCAAUAAGACUGGUGUCAGCUACGGUGUCGCGUACUCUAUCGCAAAAGCCGGGAUGAAUGUCCAAGUCGCCAAAGGCAUCAAGGUGUUGGCUUUAAGCCCCGGAUGGGUUGAUACGUGGGAGGGAGAGAAACCGCCUCAGGUAAUACAAGCGCUACAGCUCAUGCUGAAGCAGUUUCAGCUAGCCGAGCCUGAGUUCAAGGGGCAAAUUCAGCCUGAAGAGAGUGUUAGAAAGAGCCUCCAGGUGAUUGACCGUCUGGAUACCGAGUCUAGCGGCUUGCUCCUGAGCCAUAAUGGAGAUAGAGAAAGAUGGUUGUGA